Molecule: messenger RNA, 756 nt
Organism: Frankliniella occidentalis (western flower thrips)
Lineage: Eukaryota; Metazoa; Arthropoda; Insecta; Thysanoptera; Thripidae
Exons: 4
Coding region: 1-756 (251 amino acids)
Source: RefSeq, a predicted model, not a curated record
AUGCCGGCGAGCACUCCAACGGCUACGAGUGCUGAUGCUGAUGGAGACUCAGAGUCAGAAGAGGACGACGAUCCAGAUGAUGACGUCGAAGGCUACGACCCCAUACCCAUGACGACAGUUCUGGACGGCGAGCUGGAUGCGACGCUCCCCCCUCACCAGCGGUGUGCCGCGCUCAUCGUUAACCUUCUCGGCACCCAGGACAUCAAGGUAGCCCUGGAGCUAAAUGCCAAUUUCAAGACAAUGCACGAGAGCACAACAAAAAAGCUAAAGGAGUGGUGGAGGCGGCAGAACCGCUCAGACCUAGUAGCUGCUGCCAUCCAGGAGGGUCUCGGGGUGAAGCUGCAAGUGCCGGGGGACACUAGGUGGAACUCCCAGUACGAUGCCCGUGCUCAGAUUGUGAAACUAUUGGAUGGACACGACCAGAAGCUCAACGAUACCUUGGAAAAGUCUGGCCUAACGAAGCUAACAUCUUUCGAAGCUAAAUACCUGCGCGAGUAUGUUUGGGUAAUGGCACCGGUGGCGCAGGCCCUUGACAUUCUACAAAGGGACAAAGACAUGUUUAUUGGGUACCUGAUACCCACUGUACUCAGCAUGGAGAAGCAACUAGAAGCAAGACGCAACAUGGAUUCGAAACCUCUCAGGUACUGUGAUCCUUUGGCAAGAACCCUCAAAAGCGCCAUUCGGGAGCCUCAGAGGUUUGGCCAUAUUUUAGAGGAUCUCCAGAAUUUACAUUCUCUUCCCCAGCAAGAAGCUUGA